Messenger RNA from Colletotrichum destructivum, 576 nucleotides. RefSeq lists its product as uncharacterized. The record is from RefSeq and is a predicted model, not a curated record. The coding region runs from base 1 to 576 and encodes 191 amino acids. NCBI's taxonomy places the organism in Eukaryota, Fungi, Ascomycota, Sordariomycetes, Glomerellales, Glomerellaceae. The transcript is spliced from 2 exons.
AUGGCGUCUCUGAAUCAGCGCCCGCUCGAGAAGCGAGACAGGACCAACGAGAAUUUUAAGGCAGCAAAGAACUUGUUGUCGCGAUGUGACCAAAUUAGGCAGCGAUAUGGUGCAGACGUAUACAUUCAAGUCCGUCGGAUGCAUAAACACUACGAGUACACUUCCUUGAAUGAGCCAUCGUGGCCGAAGACCAAGACAGAGAUGGAAAGAACGUACCCUGUUCCUGUGACGAGAACGCCCCUAGACUUUGUCAGUCGCCGAAGCCAAGCCCCGACCAGCCACCCCUCUUCUCCAACUCGCAGACUAAGGGGGGCCGCCGCCGAGGAAAAGGACGCCCAGCAUCGCGGUGAUAAUGGAUCCUCAAAAGCAGACAGCCGCAAGGCCCCGGUCCAUCGCGUAAAUGCAUACCAUUCCGGCAACCCAAUAGAGCUAGAGGGGAGAUCAGAGGAUGCCGCACGCUGCAGGGAGCUAGUCAAGAGUGACAGCUCGAAAAGGGCAUGUGUAGUAAAUCGUAGAUUUGAUUUGCCAGCCAGGAGCGGGGAUCCGCUGUGGUGUACAGCUGGGUUGGAAGUGUGA